UCUGCAGGUCCGUUGCACAGUGCAUCACAUCUGGAGCUUGGAAUUACACUCUGACUAUCAAGGCCUACACUAAUGCUGGCCGCACACAACUUGUGGAGUGGAACAGUGAAUUGCAGUUGAACGAGAAAAUCUGGAUGGUGUUGAAGACCGAUGGCUUGGAUGGAAGCAUGGUCAGUGUGGUGACCGACUCCUGCUGGGCAACUGACAAGGCAUCACCCACCAGCAGUCCAAGACAUGAUCUGAUCAUUAACGGCUGUGCAAACCCUGCUGACCCGACGGUGCAGGUGGAGGAAAACGGACUGGCAACCUCCACUUACUUCUCCUUCAACAUGUUCCGGUUCACUGGGGGCUCUAGUGACAUCUUCCUUCACUGCCAACUCCACCUGUGUCCCAAACAGGGGAACAACUGCAUCCCGACGUGUAACACACCUGCUCGGGUACGCAGAUCUGCCAGUUUGACAUAUGAACCUGAAGCUCCAGCCUUCAUCAGCGUGUCCUGGACUUAUUAGGUGGUUUCCACGGUGACUUUGAUGGACUGACUGACCAACCGAGUGCUGACCUAAUGUGACAGUGUUCGCAGAGACAAGAGACAUGCUGCUUUUAUCCAUCUCCUUUAUACUUGUACUAUUUCUGCUAAAGGAUGGAAAAAUAAAGCGUAUGGUAACCAG
This is a messenger RNA of Maylandia zebra (zebra mbuna), 668 nucleotides long. Lineage: Eukaryota; Metazoa; Chordata; Actinopteri; Cichliformes; Cichlidae. The record is from RefSeq and is a predicted model, not a curated record.